Coffea eugenioides is the source of this 3007-nucleotide messenger RNA. RefSeq names its product beta-adaptin-like protein A. Gene Ontology annotation, biological process: intracellular protein transport; vesicle-mediated transport. The record is from RefSeq and is a predicted model, not a curated record. The coding region runs from base 208 to 2748 and encodes 846 amino acids. Gene Ontology annotation, cellular component: membrane coat; clathrin adaptor complex. Gene Ontology annotation, molecular function: clathrin binding. Lineage: Eukaryota; Viridiplantae; Streptophyta; Magnoliopsida; Gentianales; Rubiaceae. The transcript has 11 exons.
UCGAUCCUUUUUUUUACUCCUUCGCUUUUUCUUGUUGGUAAAAGAAGAGAAUGUGGAAUUAAUUGAUUCAGACUGCAGAGCAGGCAUUAGAUUAGAUUCAAAGAUCCCACAAAAAUCCGGCAGUUUUACCUCUGAGAACUCUCUCUCAGUAUCAGAAUCAACUCAAGAUCCUGCAAGUUCACUGCUGAAUUCAGAAAAGAAGAAGGAAUGGCUCCUCCUCCAGUUUAUAAUCAAAGAUCCCCUUCUCCUUCCCAACCAUCCGGAAAAGGCGAAGUCUCCGACCUGAAAAUGCAGCUCCGGCAGCUUGCUGGGAGCCGAGCGCCAGGGACUGAUGAUGCAAAGCGGGAUCUUUUCAAGAAAGUGAUAUCAUACAUGACCAUAGGGAUUGAUGUUUCCUCCGUUUUCAGUGAGAUGGUUAUGUGCUCGGCUACCUCAGACAUUGUGCUGAAGAAAAUGUGCUAUCUUUAUGUUGGCAAUUAUGCUAAACACAAUCCGGAUCUUUCACUUUUGACGAUUAAUUUUCUUCAGAGGGACUGUAAGGAUGAGGAUCCCAUGAUUCGGGGAUUGGCUUUGAGGAGCUUGUGUUCUCUUCGGGUUGCAAAUUUAGUGGAGUACUUGGUUGGUCCAUUGGGUUCAGGGUUAAAAGAUUCCAAUAAUUAUGUAAGGAUGGUUGCAGCAAUGGGUGUUUUGAAAUUAUACCAUAUUUCAGCUUCUACUUGUGUGGAUGCAGAUUUCCCAACCACGCUAAAGCAUUUGAUGCUCGAUGAUCCAGAUGCUCAGGUGGUUGCAAACUGCUUAUCAGCCUUACAAGAGAUCUGGAGUUUGGAGGCAAGUAAAUCUGAGGAAGCCUCAAGGGAGAGAGAAGGUUUGCUAAGCAAGCCAGUUGUAUACUACCUUUUAAAUAGAAUUAAAGAAUUCAAUGAAUGGGCACAGUGUAUCGUUCUUGAGUUGGUAGCUAAAUAUGUGCCUUCAGAUAGCAAUGACAUAUUUGACAUCAUGAAUCUUCUUGAAGAUAGACUUCAGCAUGCGAAUGGUGCUGUUGUCCUGGCAACUAUUAAGGUGUUCCUGCAUUUGACAUUGUCCAUGACUGAUGUUCAUCAGCAGGUGUAUGAGCGUAUCAAAGCCCCUCUGCUUACACUGAUGAGCUCGGGAAGUCCAGAACAAUCAUAUGCAGUGUUAAGUCACCUGCAUCUAUUAGUGAUGCGUGCACCAUAUAUUUUUUCUUCAGACUACAAGAACUUCUACUGUCAGUACAAUGAACCAUUUUAUGUCAAAAAAUUGAAGCUUGAGAUGUUGACUGCUGUUGCAAAUGAAAGCAAUACUUAUGAGAUAGUGACUGAACUAUGUGAAUAUGCUGCAAAUGUCGACAUACCCAUAGCAAGAGAAUCAAUUCGGGCUGUUGGAAAAAUAGCUCUUCAGCAGUAUGAUGUAAAUGCAAUUGUGGAUAGGCUGCUUCAGUUUCUGGAAAUGGAAAAGGACUAUGUGACCGCUGAAACACUGGUUCUGGUCAAAGAUCUUCUCAGAAAGUACCCCCAGUGGAGUCAUGAUUGUAUAGCAGUUGUCGGGAAUAUUAGUAGCAAAAAUGUUCAGGAACCUAAAGCCAAGGCUGCUCUAAUUUGGAUGCUAGGGGAAUAUGCUCAAGACAUGCAAGAUGCUCCUUACAUCUUGGAAAGUCUUAUUGAGAAUUGGGAUGAGGAGCAUUCUGCAGAGGUUCGUUUACAUUUACUCUCUGCAGUUAUGAAGUGUUUCUUAAGAAGACCACCAGAGACUCAAAAAGCUCUAGGAGAUGCCUUGGCUUCUGGUCUUGCUGAUUUUCAUCAGGAUGUUCAUGACAGAGCACUGCUCUACUACAGACUUUUACAGUAUGAUGUAUCUGUAGCAGAACGCGUGGUUAAUCCUCCAAAGCAAGCUGUUUCAGUCUUUGCUGACACUCAAAGUAGUGAAAUUAAAGAUCGCAUUUUUGAUGAAUUUAACAGUCUUUCUGUUGUAUAUCAAAAGCCAUCAUACAUGUUUACUGAUAAAGAACACAGAGGACCCUUUGCUUUCUCAGAAGAACUCGGGAGUUUGUCUAUCGGUGUUGAAUCUGCGGAUAACAUAGUCACAGCCCAGAGAGUUGAGGCAAAUGACAAGGAUUUACUGUUGGGUACUUCUGAAAAAGAAGAAAGUAGGGGCCCUGGUAAUAAUGGUUCCGCCUAUAAUGCUCCAGCAUAUGAUGGUUCUCCUGCAUUGACAGCAGCACCACAGACUCAAUUAGAUCUUGUGUCCCUCGACCACACACCAGCAGCAAGUGUAUCAUCAACCAGCUUAGCAAUUGAUGAUCUACUUGGCCUAGGAUUGCCAGUUGCAUCUACCCCUGCUCCUCCUCCACCUCCUGCCUUGGAACUAAAUCCCAAAGCUGUUCUGGAUCCAAACUCAUUUCAGCAAAAAUGGCGACAGCUGCCAAUAUCUAUAUCACAGGAGAUCUCCAUAAGCCCUCAAGGAAUUACAGCACUGACAACUCCUCAAGCGCUUAUUCGGCACAUGCAAGGGCAAUCGAUUCACUGCAUGGCUUCAGGUGGUCAAGCUCCAAACUUUAAGUUCUUCUUCUUCGCACAAAAGGCAAAAGAAUCUUCAAACUACCUUGUAGAAUGCAUAAUCAAUACAUCAGCAAGUAAAGCUCAGUUGAAGAUCAAAGCUGAUGAUCAGAGUACGUCCGAGGCUUUCUCAUCUUUGUUCCAAUCAGCCUUGUCCAAGUUUGGUUUGCCUUGAUUUGUUCGAGCAUUAAUCUUAUUGAUUCUGUAUGGAAGUAGAUGAAGUUUUUUUUUUUUUUCCAAUGUAAAACUUUUUUUUUGCCAGUUGAUGAAAUAAUAGAACAAUACAAGAGAAAAGGCAAACGAGAGGCAUGUUGUUAGAUUAUUUCCACCUAAAAGGAUUGAGCAAAUACUAGAUAGAAGCUUUGAUUAAUUUUAUAUACACUUACAUGCUUGGAUUUUGAUUAAUUUUAUAUACACUGACAUGCUUGGAUAAA